Molecule: messenger RNA, 1954 nt
Organism: Glycine soja
Lineage: Eukaryota; Viridiplantae; Streptophyta; Magnoliopsida; Fabales; Fabaceae
Product: DEAD-box ATP-dependent RNA helicase 38-like
Exons: 8
Coding region: 164-1630 (488 amino acids)
Biological process (GO): poly(A)+ mRNA export from nucleus
Cellular component (GO): cytoplasmic stress granule; nucleus
Molecular function (GO): RNA helicase activity; ATP binding; RNA binding
Source: RefSeq, a predicted model, not a curated record
UGAACAAAAAGUUAUGAUCUUGGAGAAAAGAAGAAAAAAAAAAAAAAACAGAUGUGUAACAAACUUAUAAAACAAAAACUGGGCCACCAUCGCAGCAAAACGCGUGUUCGCAGCAACAAAGAAUCACAUCGCAACGAAUCAGAGGCCCCUUUCAACGAAUCACAUGGCAGAACCGUCGUCCACCGCCGCCACCAUCGCUACCGCUGAUCCUCCGGUUCCAGCGACCAAAAGCUGGGCCGACGAAGCGGACGAAGAAACCAACGCCUCCACCGCCGAGGCAGAAACCUCCUCCGUUAACCUGGAAGCGUUAACCAUCGACGACAAAGAAAAGAACUCUUCAAAACUCUUGGACGACCCCGACGAUUCUAAUAUUCAAGCGGUUACUUCUGGCGAUACGCCGUACACGUCGGCAGCGAGGUUCGAGGACCUAAGCCUCUCGCCAGAGCUUUUGAAGGGGCUCUAUGUGGAGAUGAAGUUUGAGAAGCCGAGCAAGAUCCAGGCUAUCAGUUUGCCGAUGAUCCUUAGCCCGCCCAAUCGGGACCUGAUUGCGCAGGCACACAAUGGCUCUGGCAAGACGACUUGCUUCGUGCUUGGGAUGCUUAGCCGUGUCGAUCCAAAGGUGCAGGCUCCACAGGCGCUCUGCAUCUGCCCCACCCGGGAGCUGGCCAUUCAGAACAUCGAGGUGCUCCGCAGGAUGGGGAAGUACACGGGGAUUGCAUCCGAGUGCCUUGUGCCAUUGGACCGGGAUGCGGUUCAUGUAUCGAAAAGGGCACCUAUUAUGGCACAGGUGGUGAUUGGGACCCCAGGGACAGUCAAGAAGUUUAUUAGCUUCAAGAAACUUGGGACCACGAGGUUGAGGAUUCUUGUUUUCGAUGAGGCUGAUCAAAUGCUUGCUGAGGAUGGAUUUAGAGAUGAUUCCCUGAGGAUAAUGAAAGAUAUAGAAAAAGAGAAUUCUAAGUGUCAGGUUCUUUUGUUUUCUGCUACAUUUAAUGACACCGUCAAGAAUUUCGUUUCAAGGACAGUCAGGAUGGAUCAUAAUAAACUCUUUGUAAAGAAAGAAGAACUAUCUUUAGAUGCAGUGAAGCAAUAUAAAGUGUAUUGUCCUGAUGAACUUGCUAAGAUUGAUGUGGUAAAAGAUUACAUAUUUGAAAUAGGAGAGAAUGUGGGGCAAACAAUUAUAUUUGUGCGCUCAAAAAUUACUGCAAGAUUAACACAUGAAGCACUUGUUAAGUUGGGCUAUGAGGUUACAUCUAUACAAGGUUCUCUUAGUAAUGAAGAGAGAGACAAAGUUGUCAAGGAGUUCAAAGAUGGUUUGACCCAAGUUCUUAUAUCAACAGAUAUUCUUGCUCGUGGCUUUGAUCAGCAACAGGUUAAUUUGGUCAUCAAUUAUGAUCUUCCCAAGAAAUACGGUGUACGUGAUGAGCCAGAUUAUGAAGUGUAUUUGCACAGGGUUGGCAGAGCUGGGCGUUUUGGGCGCAAGGGGGCUGUAUUUAACCUGAUAUGUGGUGAAUUGGAUGAAAGGCUCAUGUCGAAGAUCGAGAACCAUUUUGGCACUCGUGUAACUGAGGUGCGAGCACAAAGUGUUGAAGAAUAUAAAGCUGCUCUCAAGGAAGCCGGUUUACUGCAAUGAUGUGAAUCUGCACAAGUUAAAGGAUGUGUGAUGGAUUUAGAGAUGAUUCCCCGAGGAUAAUGAAAGAUAUAGAAAAAGCUAGGUGUCAGGUUUGUUGGAUUCUCUCUCGCAUAGUGAUGCUUGCAUGCAUCAUGAUGUCUCCAUCUGCCCAAGAAAUCCUUAUAAAGACUUGGUCUUCACACUGACAUGACAUUAUUUUUCGGUAAUUAUUUUUCGUAAAGUGUCCGUUUGUUUUAGAUUUUGGCAGAAUUGGUCUUGAUUUGUUGAAUAUGAUCGAGAUGUGUGUCCAAAUUAAGCUCAGCCAUAGAUUUUACAUUGUGUGCA